GCAGCUGCACAGAUGCAAACAGAAAAGUUUAUAUUCGCAAAGUGAAAAAAUUGUGUACAUUGCAUCAACUAAUUUUUUUACGAAUUCAAUUGAAUGAAAAAUUAAAUAUUUUUAUCAACAAAUAAAUACAAAAUUUAUAUGAGAAUCUUGCUUGAAGCAAAAACAGAGUUCAGUUGAAAUUUUCCGGGAUAAAUGCAUAGAAGUGCCGGCUUUAAGCUGCAAAAAAGUGCACACAGGUUUAAAUACACAAAUACAUAUAUACAUACGUGAAAUUGUAAGCAAACCAUAAGGACAUUUUAGCUUCCAAACCUUUCAAAUAGCCUGAUUAAUAUGAUGUUGGUGAUUAUUUUAUUUGCUUGCUUGGCACUCGGAGGAGCAGCUCAAUUAGAAGAAAAUGACGCAUGUGAAACGGAACACUAUAAGGGAAAUUGUGCUGCCAGCCGAAAUUGUCCGCAACUACCCGCUUCUAUGAACGCAAUGGGUCUCACCAGUAACGAUAUUGGCCAUUGCGGUUUUACUGUAAUUGAGGACAUAAUUUGUUGUCCGAAAAGUGCAGUAACCAGUACCACUACAGCAAAGCCGUCGGAUAUUACUACCACAGCACCACUGCCAGGCAAUGUGUCGACAGGUUCACGCAAUUUAGUUCGCCCAGCUGAUCGUGCAUGCAGCAAAAUUGAAAAGGGUCUGAUCCCAAGCUCAAUAAAUCGUAUAAUUAUGUGCGGGCCUCUUGCCUUCCCAGAAUAUCCGCAUAUGGCGAAAAUUGUUUAUGACGUCGAAGAUAUGGCUUGUGGUGGGACGUUGAUUGAUAAACGUUUCGUUCUUACUGCGGCGCAUUGCAUAAUAACGAGGGACAUGAAACCUAUAAAAGUUAUUUUGGGUGUUACUGACUUCAAUGAUACAGAGCAAUGGCAAGGCCGACUGGAGAUAGAUAUCAAAGCAACCUACGUGCCACAGAACUAUUCGAGUUUUUCUCAUUACUUCGACAUUGGAUUAAUUGAAUUGGCCAGUGAUGCCGUUUUUAGUGUUAAGGUUUAUCCAAUAUGCCUGCAUACUGAUCCAACUGAUUUGCCCGAAAACACGGAAAUAAUUGAGACUGGUUGGAGAAGCACCGAAAUUUACAGUCUAUCAAAACACUUAAUGGCGGCCAAAAUGAAUCUGAUACCGCUGCCAGAAUGCAACGCAAAAUUAGAAUAUUACAUUGAUCGUCGCUUACGUCAUGGGAUUGAUGAGACACAGCUGUGUGCUCUGGCACCAGGGAAAGAUGCCUGUUGGGGCGACUCUGGUGGGCCACUGCAGAUAAUUAACGAUAAAGCCUACACAGUGGUGGGUGUAGUUUCAUUGGGCGGAGGUUGUGGAAAAAAUGUACCGGGUAUUUAUACCAGUGUGCCAAAAUUUUUGGAUUUUAUUGAAAGUAUUGUAUGGCCUGAAGGAUGAUGGAUGAUAAACGAGCUGACCUGACCCUAAAUUAGAAAUAAAAUUUUAUUAAAAAUUAUAAGGAAAUGUUUUUCACUUAAGAGAUUGCCGUCAGUGCGAAGCUGUGACUGCCGGCAAAAAUCGAAAAAUUUGUUAUUUUGUAUAUAAUCGAAUUUAUUGUCAUUUAAAAAGAAAUGUAUUAAAUAUUAAAAUUCUGUUAAUACAAAGUG
This is a messenger RNA of Anastrepha obliqua, 1643 nucleotides long. RefSeq names its product serine protease persephone-like. The record is from RefSeq and is a predicted model, not a curated record. The transcript has 7 exons. The coding region runs from base 331 to 1434 and encodes 367 amino acids. Lineage: Eukaryota; Metazoa; Arthropoda; Insecta; Diptera; Tephritidae. Gene Ontology annotation, biological process: proteolysis. Gene Ontology annotation, molecular function: serine-type endopeptidase activity.